AUGCAAAAAGAGCGCGCAGAAACAGGUAGGUGCCGGGAGGAAGAAAAUGUGCAGGAAAUAAACAUAGAAGAUGUGUACGACGGCAUUCCCGUGUCUGUAAAGGGCGAAGUGAAGGCGUGUGUCUAUGCCAUUAAAGAAGAAACCGCCGAUAUUUCGGAGGCAGGGGAUUCUGGGGGUAAGUAUCUGGGGGGCAGAGGCCAGGCAGGGCCCAGCGUUGUCGAGUCCCUGGAGGUGUUUUCGUACGAGAAAAAAACUGCUCCUCUUAUUAAGCACAUUGCACAGAAGGUGCUGGAGACAGAGCUUGCACAUUUAGCGGAGAAAGGCGAAAAAAUUUCUCUGUGUUUGUCCGUGUUCUCCAGCAAGAGAUACCUGCAGGGCGCCGUCUGCGGGCUAAACAGCCUGCUCAAGCACCUUUCCGUCCCCACACAGUAUUGCAUAGAGGACUCGCCCUGCAAUGGCUCCAACAGAAUGAGCAUCCGGAGCACGGGGGGUGCUGUAAUUUACUCUGUAUGGACAAAGCCAUUUUCCGACUAG
Molecule: messenger RNA, 534 nt
Organism: Nematocida major
Lineage: Eukaryota; Fungi; Microsporidia
Exons: 1
Coding region: 1-534 (177 amino acids)
Source: RefSeq, a predicted model, not a curated record